CCAUGACAACAUCGAAUUAAAAUCUUUUGUUUGUUUAUUCCAUACGAAGCUUCUUUGAGGUUAAAAAUCUGACCAAAAUUAAUUGCUUAAAUAUUCUCAAUCUGGAGGGGAGGGAGUGUCGACUAUUGCUAUCGAUAUCACAUCGAUCAUCUGUCGUGUAGUCUAGAAGGAAAAUGGCGACGCCUGUGAAAGCUGCUGUUCGUCAAGUUCGACCACUUUUGUCAGUAAAUAAAAAUGAAGCUCGCAGGAGGGUUCUUAAUUUGUACAGAGCGUGGUACCGACAAAUGCCAUUUAUCAAUAUGGAGUAUGAUCUUCCUAAGACAGAGAAGGAUCUGAAACAGAAGUUGCGAGAGGAGUUUGUGAAACAUAAAGAUGUCAAGGAUUUACGUGUCAUUGAUCUUCUAGUCGUCAAGGGUCAAAUGGAGCUCCAGGAAGCAGCUCAGAAAUGGAAGACCUCAGGAACGUUCAUGUACUUCUACAAAGACACAGUUGAGAAGAAGCCCACAGACUUCAUGUCCAAAUUCUUGGCAGGCCACGAUUAAUUUAUUAUCGCUGGAGCGAUUGAUAGUUGUGAUGGUAAAUCUUGUAAGUUAAUGCUGAAGAAAUAUUAAAUAAAAUGUACAUAUGAUAGAGGCUAAAAAAA
Messenger RNA from Diachasmimorpha longicaudata, 643 nucleotides. RefSeq names its product NADH dehydrogenase [ubiquinone] 1 alpha subcomplex subunit 6 (gene ND-B14). NCBI's taxonomy places the organism in Eukaryota, Metazoa, Arthropoda, Insecta, Hymenoptera, Braconidae. Gene Ontology annotation, biological process: response to oxidative stress. The transcript has 3 exons. The record is from RefSeq and is a predicted model, not a curated record. Bases 174 to 542 code for a protein of 122 amino acids.